AUGUCCGGCCUCACCGAUGACGUCAAAAAGCAGCUGGCCGUGUUCAACGCGGCGAUUAGCAGCCUUGAAGAGCUUCUGGAACAAAACCUCGGCAGCUUUGAUGAACAUCUAAGGCGGGACGCGUUCGAGAUGUUAAAAAUGGACAACGCGGCCCUGUUCACAGUAAACGCGCUCACGACGGCCAUCGUGGCGACAACGGGCCGAAAUCCAAAGGACAAUGAAGAAUUACAAAACGAAAUGCAACGCGUCAAAUCGUUGAUGGUGCGCACGAAGGAGCAGGAAGAUAGGCGAAACCUGGCCCCAGAGAUUAACCAACGCGCAUCGAAGGCCUUCGUGCGGAAUGCACUUUUUGACGUUGACGAGAGCACGCAGCGGAUCCAAGAAAAGCGAGCAGCCGAGGCGGCCGCAGCGGAAGCCGAGGAAGCACCACCUAAGAUCCCGAAGAUGACCGAC
Mesorhabditis spiculigera is the source of this 453-nucleotide messenger RNA. The record is from the annotation of a GenBank genome assembly. Lineage: Eukaryota; Metazoa; Nematoda; Chromadorea; Rhabditida; Rhabditidae.